Messenger RNA from Mesorhabditis belari, 792 nucleotides. The record is from the annotation of a GenBank genome assembly. Lineage: Eukaryota; Metazoa; Nematoda; Chromadorea; Rhabditida; Rhabditidae.
AUGAAAGUCGUCAUUGUUACAGGAGCCUCAGCUGGGAUUGGCAAAGGGAUAGCUGUUUAUUUUGCUUCUAAAGGUUUCGCCAUUUCGAUCACUGCUCGCUCGCAAGAGGGACUUGAAAAAACGAAAGCGGAAUGUGUGGCGGCUGGUUGUCCUGAGGAAAAGAUAGUGAUCACUGCCGGAGAUUUGACUGUAAUGGAAACUUGCAAGAAAAUCGUCUCUAACACGAUCUCAAAGCUUGGAUCAAUCGAUGUCUUGGUGAACAACGCGGGUUUUGGAAUCAUCGGCUACCUCGAGACUUUCUCAAUGGAAGACUAUGAUAAACAGAUGAAUUUGAAUCUGAGAACUGUCCAUCAAAUGACAACCACAGCUCUUCCCGAGAUCAUCAAAUCAAAGGGAAACAUUGUCAAUAUCAGCAGCAUUUGCUCACAACUUUCGUGGGCCAUGUCCGGCAUGUAUUGUGUCUCGAAAGCGGCUCUUGAUAUGUACACGAAAUGUUUAUCUCUCGAGAUGGGCCCGAAAGGAGUUCGAGUCAACAGUGUCAACCCAGGCCUUGUCGAGACCGAGUUUCAAAUCCGCGCCGGUUUGUGCACAGCGGACAAUCGGGAAGAGACACUUGGUGGCUUUGCGAGAUCGCAUCCAAUUGGAAGAGGCGGAAAGCCUCAAGAGAUUGCCGCAAUGGUCUACUUCUUGGCGAGCGCUGAAAGCGGUUUCACGACUGGAUCCAUUGUUGUCGUUGAUGGAGGAAGAUCGGUCGGAAUAGCUGAAGAUCCCAACAAUUUUGUUAUCAAUAAA